Molecule: messenger RNA, 2584 nt
Organism: Cryptomeria japonica (Japanese cedar)
Lineage: Eukaryota; Viridiplantae; Streptophyta; Pinopsida; Cupressales; Cupressaceae
Exons: 4
Coding region: 381-1994 (537 amino acids)
Source: RefSeq, a predicted model, not a curated record
CGAAGGGAAUGCUAUUAUUGGAGAAUCAGAUAACACCAGCCAGUCGCGAUAAACAGCUGUCGAGCUGGUGUGAUUGUCUACAUCGAUUAAUUUAAUUUGCUUACGCAUUUCAUAUAAUUCUGUGAAAUUUUUUAAGGGCGUUGAAAUAGUCUCGGAUGGAUAAUUGCGACAGAUUUUAGCGGGCAAUAAAAUACCACCGUUGAUUGCCGCAGUUUUGGAUUUCUCCAGACAGAUUUAAAUCAGUUUGCUUUUUUUUUUUUUUUUUCCUUCUGGAAGACUUAUUUGUUUAACGAAAUCUCCCGAAUCUGCAAUAUCCGCUACCGCUGAAGCAGAGAAAAUAGAGAAGAUAGAAUGCAGUUGCAGUUAUUGUUUUGUUAGGAAUGCACCAGAAGAAGUCAGAGGUACAGAUUGGUAAAGAAAGCAGAGGAGCUUCUUCUGAUUAUCGAAGGCCUCCUCUCCUGUCUUUAUCCACCGCCGCCCCCGCCGCUGCUAAUGGUAGUGGUGUUUGGGCAGAUGAAGCGCUGACAACCCCGCACAAGCGGGUGCAUCAACAAUUACAGCAGGUGAAGAUUGAUGUCACCAAUCAGCCGCCGCCGCCGCCUCCUCAGGUGCCCUUUCCCUGCCUCAAAGAAGCGGCGGCGGCGGCGCUUCUGCGUCACCACAAGCAGCACCCGGCGCCGCCGCCACCGCCAUAUAUAAAGUGGCUGUGGCAGGAAAAGGGGAAGAAGGAGAUUAUGCUUGGAGGUCGGAGGGUGAGGGUCAGGUUGAGGUUUCGAAUCUUGCUGCCGCCGCUGGUCAUUGUUUCUAUUCCGUGCCUCUGGUUGUAUUUCAGGGCGGCCCAGUUGCCAGAACAGACUCAGAUGCAAGGUUAUGACGAGGAUGAAGAGGCGAUGCUCCUUUCUGAUUUACAGUCUUCUGAAGCAGCAAUAGUAUGGAGUUUCUGGUUUGAUUUUUUUGCAGCGGUGGUGUUUAUGACAGCAGUGGUCAUAUCAUUGAGAAUUGCAUACCGAAACCUCAAACUAUCCCAUAGAUGGCCCUCCUUUCCCAGAGGCAAACUUGGGGUGCAUAAGACAUGGGGCUGGCUUGCCUCCAAGCCCCUUGUGGCCUUUUUGAUACAAGACAGAGAAAAAAAGAGGGCUUUAUUAGCCAAGACCCUGGUCACAUGGACAAUUGGCUCUGAGAGGACCAGCAAGAUAAUAUCUAGAGAAGCAGUGAGGGUAUACACCAAUGGUGAUAUGUACGAGGGGGAAUUUCAUCAGGGCAAGUGCUCGGGCAGUGGUGUCUAUUAUUAUAAUAUGAGUGGAAGCUACGAAGGGGAUUGGAUUGAUGGAAAAUAUGAUGGUUAUGGGGUUGAGACAUGGGCCAGAGGCAGCCGUUAUAGAGGACAGUAUAGACAGGGUUUCAGGCAUGGUUAUGGGGUUUACAGGUUUUACACUGGAGAUGUGUAUUUAGGGGAGUGGUGUAAUGGACAGAGCCAUGGUUAUGGUGUUCACAUUUGUGAAGAUGGUAGUCGGUAUGUGGGGGAGUUCAAGUGGGGCGUCAAGCAUGGCCUCGGAUACUAUCAUUUUAGAAAUGGUGAUACCUAUGCUGGAGAGUAUUUUGCAGACAAAAUGCAUGGGUUUGGUGUGUACCACUUUGCCAAUGGUCAUCAAUAUGAAGGUGCAUGGUAUGAGGGAAGAAAACAAGGUCUUGGAAUGUAUACAUUUAGAAAUGGUGAAAGGCAGUCUGGCCACUGGCAUCAUGGUGUGUUGGAGACUCCUAGCACACAGAAUUCUCAACCAGGAUGCCCCAUGGCUGUGAACCAUUCAAAAGUCUUGAAUGCAGUACAGGAAGCAAGGUGUGCAGCGCAGAAAGCAUUUGAAAUUCCUCGAGUUGAUGAAAGAGUAAAUAAGGCUAUUACUGCUGCCAACAGAGCAGCCAACGCAGCAAGGGUUGCUGCAGUGAAAGCUGUUCAGAAAAAAAUGCAUGGCGAUAUUACUAUUGGAGAUGUUUGAGUAGUUGCUCAAUAUGUAUCUAACAAGCUUAGUUGUCGGUCCUCCCUUUAUUACUAAUAUGUACAGAGGAAUUUCUGUUCCUUAUGCUGCAUCGACUUACAGUUGUCAUAGCGUAUGCAAUGGUUUUUUUUGAUGAUUUGUGUCUUAAAUUAGUAAAUGGAAAAGAUAGGGGCAAUAGAUGCUAUACUCCUUGAGGGUACAUGAUGUGAGAAAGUAAAUUGUGCUGUACCUGACAUUGUCUUUCCUGGGAAAUUUUCGUGCAAUAAUCGACAUUUCAACUUACAGAGAGGUAUGUGGGUAGGGCUGUAAUUACAUGUAAAAAAAAAUGAGCUCAAGUUAGAGCUCUUGCACCUGAGUACUGUAAAGUAUAUGAGUGUUGUUUUGGGAUUGCAUUUUAUGCUGUCUGACUAUAAUGGUGGCUAAGGUUAUUGCCUGGCACCUGAUGGACAAUAUCAUUUUUCGGUAACAGAGGGAAGUUCAAGUAUGUAUUCAAGAGAAACAAUAUGAAAAUAUGGAUGGAAUAGCCAUUAAGAAAAGCAAAGAUGCAAGUAUAAAUUUUCAAUAUUAUAUAAUUUUCUUGGAAAAUAAAA